Necator americanus (New World hookworm) is the source of this 1521-nucleotide messenger RNA. RefSeq lists its product as uncharacterized. Gene Ontology annotation, molecular function: protein serine/threonine phosphatase activity. The record is from RefSeq and is a predicted model, not a curated record. NCBI's taxonomy places the organism in Eukaryota, Metazoa, Nematoda, Chromadorea, Rhabditida, Ancylostomatidae. Bases 1 to 1521 code for a protein of 506 amino acids. Gene Ontology annotation, cellular component: nucleus; cytoplasm. The transcript has 14 exons.
AUGCAUCGGUCUUCAGCUGAAUCUAGACAAGACGAUGUUCAUGCGGACCGGAUGGGUUUCGGAUGUCCGAUGAACGACCUGACCCCCGAGCUGGGUAGGAGGAGACGAGCGGCUUGGAGAGCGUAUAAGAGCAUCGAGGAUGUAGUGAAGAACACCCGGCUCCGUGCUCACCUCUUCAACACCACCGUACUUCCUGUAUUGACCUAUGCUUCGAAAAUCUGGGCAUUUCGCAAGCAGGAAGAAAACGCGGUGAGCGUCAUUGAACGCGCAAUUGAGAGAGUGAUGCUAGGAGUAUCCCGUUUCACGCAAGUGAGGGACGGGAUUCGAAGUUCUCUCCUACGUCAACGAUCGAAGAUUAGAGACGCCGCCGCGUUUGCCAAGGAAAGUAAAAUAAGGUGGGCCGGACACGUGAUGCGCUUUAACGACAACCGUUGGACCAGAGCCGUUAGGCGCACUACAGGAAGACCACCGACCCGAUGGUCAGAUUUCUUCACGAAGUCCUUCAAAGAAAAGUAUGAUGCUCUUCGUGUCCCACGCGAAAGGAGGAACCACUGGGCUACUUUGGCACGCGACCGGGACAAAUGGAAGAAUUACUGGCGCCCUCUCGACCAGUUCGAAGAUCAACGGGAGUCAAGGUGGCCUUCCGAUGGCAAAAAUAUCAAAGGUGGAGAUAAGAUAUGGAGGCAUUUUCUGGAAGCAUUCAAUUGCAUGCCUGUAGCUGCUAUCAUCGCAGGAAAGAUUUUUUGUGCCCAUGGUGGAAUAUCACCGUUUAUCCAGAAACUGGAAGACAUCGACAAGAUAAAACGUCCAUCAGUUGUACCCGCCUAUGGAAUCGGGUGUGAUCUCUUGUGGUCGGAUCCGUCUCCACAAAGAGAUGGCUGGGUGCUGAGCCAUAGAGGGAUUUCAUUUCUGUUUGGUCCAAAGGCGGCCGAGGAGUUCUGUAAAAAGCACAACAUAGAAAUUAUACUGAGGGGUCAUCAAAUUAAUAACGAAAUGUAUAAAAGUGGAUAUCGGUUCUACUUUAGUGGUCGUCUUGUUACUUUGUUUUCCGCUCCAAAUUACAUGAAUUACAAGAACAACUCGUGUGUUAUCACUGUAAAUAGUAAGCUCCGCCUGAAAUUCACCGUUUUCCGAUGUCGCUAUUACCAAAUUGGCAAGAAGAAGAAAGGACAUAAAGAAAAAAAGAAGAAAAACGGAACCGUUGCCGUAGAGGAUGAAUCGUCCGAGGAUCUCCGCCCACAAUGCUCCUCUCCGCAGACAUCUUCUAUGGAUUUAAGCGAAUCCAUGGGGCGAAAACAAGGAAGUGGUGCAGUGCAGACUCCGGAGAAGACCUGGAACAGAACUCAAAAUAGCAGCUCUAAAAAAGUGUCCGAUUCUCCAGCUGCACCGAAAACCACUUCGCAUAAAGAAGAAUUCUUCUUGUGGGCGAAGAAAAGAGACACAAAGGGCACUCCACUAAAGUCUCCUGAAGCUAGUCAAAAGGCGGAUAAUGAAGUGACACCAAUCGUCACACAGGAAUAG